This is a messenger RNA of Emiliania huxleyi CCMP1516, 339 nucleotides long. RefSeq lists its product as hypothetical. The record is from RefSeq and is a predicted model, not a curated record. Gene Ontology annotation, cellular component: U5 snRNP. Bases 1 to 339 code for a protein of 112 amino acids. The transcript is spliced from 4 exons. NCBI's taxonomy places the organism in Eukaryota, Haptophyta, Isochrysidales, Noelaerhabdaceae.
AUGGCCCACGAGCGCCCCUCGCUCUCGCACCUCGCCGACAAGUUCAACACAGAGGCGCCACCGGGCUACCUCUCGGGCGAUGCGGGCGACACGCGCGACCUCGACCUCGGCGGGACGGAGCGGUUUGAGGUGGAGCGCACGUCGAUGAGCCAGGCGGAGGCGGGGUACGCGAUCGAGCCGUUCAACAUGAAGCAGGAGCGCGCGGAGGGGCACUUUGACGACGACUUCAACUACGUGUGGAAGCGGCGCGGCGACGAGGCGGACGAGACCAACGACGCGCGAAAGCUGAUCGCAGCGCAGAUCGAGCAGAUCGGGACCCAGGACGAGGCGGACAGCUGA